AAAGACCCAAUUGUGUCUUCCAUUCAUUUUCAGACCAGAACAACUAAAACUCCAAGAACUUGAAGUUACCCAGAUUGCAAGAUCAGAUAGAUGGCUAACCAAGCUCCCACACUUCCUCUUCUUACUCCUUACAAAAUGGGAAAGUUUGAUCUUUCUCACAGAGUUGUUUUAGCGCCAUUGACUAGACAGAGAUCAUAUGGAAAUGUUCCCCAGCCACAUGCCAUCUUAUAUUACUCUCAGAGAACAUCUAAAGGGGGUCUUCUCAUAACUGAAGCCACUGGAGUUUCUGACACAGCACAAGGGUAUCCAGAUACUCCUGGUAUAUGGACAAAGGAGCAAGUUGAAGCAUGGAAACCCAUUGUCAAUGCUGUACAUGCUAAAGGGGGUAUCUUCUUCUGUCAGAUUUGGCAUGUGGGGAGGGUUUCAAAUACUGGCUUUCAGCCAAAUGGACAGGUUCCAAUCUCUUCUACUGACAAGCCCCUAACCCCCCAAAUACGAUCUAAUGGCAUUGAUGUUGCGCAAUUCACACCUCCAAGACGAUUAAGGACAGAUGAAAUUCCUCAAAUUGUCAAUGAUUUCAGACUUGCUGCAAGGAAUGCUAUGGAAGCUGGUUUUGAUGGGGUUGAAAUUCAUGGCGCUCAUGGCUACCUUAUCGAUCAGUUUUUAAAAGAUCAAGUAAAUGAUCGAACAGACCAAUAUGGUGGAUCUCUAGAAAAGCGUUGCCGAUUUGCACUAGACAUUGUUGAAGCUGUUGUCAAUGAGAUAGGAGCAGAUAAAGUUGGAAUUAGAUUAUCUCCAUUUGCUGACUAUAUGGAAUCCGGAGAUUCUAAUCCAAAGGAAUUGGGCCUUUAUCUAGUCAAUUCCUUGAACAAAUAUCGAAUCCUGUACUGCCACAUGGUUGAGCCAAGAAUGAAGACACUUGGAGAAAAAAUUGAAUGUCCCCAAAGUCUCGUACCCAUGAGAAAGGCUUUCAGUGGUACCUUCAUUGCUGCUGGUGGUUUUGACAGGAAAGAUGGGAACAAUGCUGUGGCUGAGGGCCGUGCAGAUCUUAUCGCUUUUGGUCGUUGGUUCUUGGCUAAUCCAGAUUUGCCAAAGAGAUUUGAGCUUAAUGCUCCUCUGAAUAAGUACAACAGAGAUACAUUCUACAUAUCUGAUCCAGUUCUUGGUUACACUGAUUAUCCAUUUCUUGACAGCACUGCUUGAGUUUCCAGCUGAGUAUGGGAAGCUUGAACUCGCUUAUAUAUUAUUCCUGCAUUGGUCUGCUUUAAAGUUUUCUUGUUACUUUUUUUUCAUGGUAUGUACAAUUAUAAUACCAAACGGCAGCGGCUGGUUGACCAGACUGUAGAGUUCUCAGUUGGUAUAGUGUAGCUGUUUGAUAUUGUAAGUUGUACCAGACUCUUCAAGUGCCCUGUCAAGUGUCUUAACGUAGCUUGUGGCGACGUGAAGAUGCAAACUGAUUGUAGCCUUGUGGAAGGUGAUUUUAAUAAAAAUGGCCCGUCUUUUUACUUGUACCAA
Messenger RNA from Rosa chinensis, 1515 nucleotides. Its product is annotated as 12-oxophytodienoate reductase 2. Bases 91 to 1203 code for a protein of 370 amino acids. Gene Ontology annotation, molecular function: FMN binding; oxidoreductase activity. The record is from RefSeq and is a predicted model, not a curated record. The transcript has 5 exons. NCBI's taxonomy places the organism in Eukaryota, Viridiplantae, Streptophyta, Magnoliopsida, Rosales, Rosaceae.